AUGGCCAAAGCAAAAGCAAACACUACCAUGAUCAAGAUGGUGUCAACUGCGUUGACUGGGUAUGAAAAAUGGUUCAGGAUACCCAGAAGUGCAAGAAAGUUGAACUUGAUUUUAUAUGAUCCAAGAGCCCAAAGACAUUGUUUAUUCAAAGAAGAUAGAAAGAGAAAGAUUGCUGAAUUACCGCCAAAGGAUUAUGCUAGAAGGCAUCGCUAA
Messenger RNA from Lodderomyces parapsilosis, 213 nucleotides. RefSeq names its product mitochondrial 54S ribosomal protein bL33m. Gene Ontology annotation, cellular component: mitochondrion. Gene Ontology annotation, biological process: translation. The record is from RefSeq and is a predicted model, not a curated record. The transcript has a single exon. NCBI's taxonomy places the organism in Eukaryota, Fungi, Ascomycota, Pichiomycetes, Serinales, Debaryomycetaceae. Bases 1 to 213 code for a protein of 70 amino acids.